AUGUCCGGCAGCACACUCGAUAAGGGCAAAGUCACCUUGACAGGUGCAGAGGAAACCCUCCUCAUCACCCUCUUUGCCCGCGCCAAAGAUGCCGAGUCUCCAAAUCCAGUGCUGAACGAUCAGUAUUCCGCCCAAGUCGUCAGCCGCAUCCGCGACCAGGGCUACAACUUCUCACGUACCACCUUGGACCGGUCAGACAGCAGCUUCUUUACGAGCUUAGUAGCAACACGCGCCCGGGUACUAGAUAUCUGCUGUGAGCAGUUCUUGGAGAGAAACCCAGGUCCCGCUACGAUAAUACAUCUCGCCUGCGGUAUGGAUUCGAGAAGUCUGCGCCUCAAGUGGCAGGGCGAGGGCAGGCUCUGGAUUGACGCCGACAUGCAGGAUGUCAUAAAACUGAGGCGCCAAAUCAUGGACGACCCAGCUCCGGGAAGAGGAGAAUACCGGCUGACUGACCCGGACAUCCACGAUGAUGCUUGGUUGAGGGACUACAACAUUCCCACGGACAGACCAGUAUUGGUACUCUUCGAAGGUCUGACGCCUUAUCUCACUCGCGACGAAGUCGCUGGUCUCUUGAGGCGGAUCAUCAACCACUUCCGUGACAGCGGAGUCAAUGGGGAAAUUCGAUUUGACGCGCCUGGUUCUAUUUCUUAUUUCCUCAUCAACUACGUAUUCAACAAGCCGUUAAGGUCAAUGGGUACGCAAUUCACCUGGUACAUGGACGAUCCAAGGGAAUUGGAAACUCAUGUCCCAGGCCUCAAGUACAAGGAACGCAUGUUCGUACUGCACGACUAUGCACGGUUGGGCAAUUAUGGAUGGCUGGCUAGCUUUCUUUUGCGAGUUGCUGACUGGUUCAAUAUUGGUGGCCGAAUUGGUUCUGGUUAUGGGUAUGAGUUCUGA
Messenger RNA from Fusarium pseudograminearum CS3096, 897 nucleotides. RefSeq lists its product as uncharacterized. The coding region runs from base 1 to 897 and encodes 298 amino acids. Gene Ontology annotation, molecular function: methyltransferase activity. Gene Ontology annotation, biological process: methylation. Lineage: Eukaryota; Fungi; Ascomycota; Sordariomycetes; Hypocreales; Nectriaceae. The record is from RefSeq and is a predicted model, not a curated record. The transcript has a single exon.